This is a messenger RNA of Colletotrichum costaricense, 2127 nucleotides long. RefSeq lists its product as uncharacterized. Gene Ontology annotation, biological process: carbohydrate metabolic process. The record is from RefSeq and is a predicted model, not a curated record. Bases 1 to 2127 code for a protein of 708 amino acids. The transcript has 4 exons. Lineage: Eukaryota; Fungi; Ascomycota; Sordariomycetes; Glomerellales; Glomerellaceae.
AUGCGUGUUGUACAUCUUCUACCGCUGCUCUGCAGCCUCAUCGAGGCCAAAAUCGACAGGCAAAAGGUCGUCCAAGCCUUCAACCCUCGCCGUAAUGCCAGUUCCCCUGAGACGCCUCUGCAGGUAGGCAAUGGCAACUUCGCCUUUGGUGCCGAUAUCACGGGUCUCCAGACCUUCAGCCCCUUUGCGACGAUGUCGACAUGGGGAUGGCACAACUUCAGCUUGCCCACAACGCCUGGUCAGACUCAAAUCGAAGACUACCACGGCACAGAAUGGUGGACACACGGCCGACUUGUACAGUACAACAUGGCCAACCCCUCAAACAACGACAUCGCAGACUGGCUCCGCGAGAACCCACACCGUAUAAAUCUUGGCACCAUCGGCUUCUCCUUUUCCGACAGCAGCAAUACGACAGUCACGGAGGACAUGCUUAGCAACAAGGAACAGAUCCUCGAUAUGUGGACGGGCGUCAUCCGUUCCAGCUUCACAUAUAAAAACCACACCGUCAAGGUCGAAACCUGGGCCGACCCGUCCUUGGACAGCGUCGCCGUGUCUGUCGAAUCAGCCCUGGUCUCCUCCGGCGCCUUAUCCAUCUUCUUCGACUUUCCCUACCCGACAAACGACAAGUUUGGCGCCCCGUUCGUAGGCGUCUUCAACCAGACGGACCUGCAUAAGACAUCCCUAUCGACCCCUGGCGGAGGGGAGACCAACAAGGCCACGAUCCAUCACGAUUUGACCACCACGCAGUACGACUUGUCACUUGAGUGGGAUGUCGCCGCUGGUGGUAGUGGUGCUAUCAAACCACCGACCGACGGGAGCCAUCGCUAUGUCCUUUCGACCAGUGGGACGGAUACGCUACGAUUCACGGCCAGUUUUGCGCCGUCUGCACCCGAAUCCGUCCCCGAGCUUGACGGCGUCGUGGCGGCUUCACGGGAAUGGUGGCCGGCUUAUUGGAACAACGGGGCCUUUGUAGACCUAACGGGGACAUCGGAUGCCAACGCGACCGAGCUUCAGCGCAGGAUAAUCCAGUCUCAGUAUCUCGUGGCGGUGAACUCGGCGUCAGACUAUCCUCCACAAGAGUCCGGUCUCGUGAACAAUGGAUGGUUUGGCAAGUUCCAUAUGGAAAUGAUCCUCUGGCACACCCUCCAAUUCGCCCGCUGGAACAACCACGCCCUCCUCGCCCGCUCCCUCCCCGGAACCUAUACCCACCUACUCCCCACCUCCCUCAACCGCGCCUCAACCCAAGGCUACGCCGGCGCUCGCUGGGGCAAAAUGACGGACCCCUCUACUAUCGACGCCCCCGGCGAGAUCAACACCCUCCUCAUCUGGCAGCAGCCGCACCCAAUGUACUUUGCCGAGCUCGCCUACCGCCACGCGCCCACCCCGCAGACCCUCGCUGACUGGGACGCCGUCCUCACCGCGACGGCGGACUUUAUGGCCUCGUACGCCUUCCUCAACGAGACGACGGGCGUCUACGACCUCGGUCCGCCCAUGUACCCGGUCUCGGAGAACACCAACCCCAACGCCACCGUCAACCCGACCUUUGAGCUCGCGUACUGGCGCUUCGGCCUCGACGUCGCCAUCGCCUGGAAAUCCCGCCAGAACGCUUCCGUCCCGGAAGCCUGGACCACCGUCAGAGAUAACCUCGCGCCCCUACCCAUCAUCGACGGCACGUACCCCGUCUACCAAGACAUCCCCAACAUGUGGACAGCCAACACGACGACGGUGCAAGACCACCCGGCCAUGGCCGGCAUCUUUGGCCUCCUCCCGCCGCCGGCCUCGGGCCCGCCGCUGAACCGCCCCGCACUCGAGGAGACCGCUGCCCGGAUCUGGGCGCUGUGGGACCUCGACGAAUCCUUUGGCUGGGAUUUCCCCAUGCUCGCGAUGAACAGCCUCCGCCUGGGCGACGCGAAUCGUGCCGUCAACUAUCUUCUCCACCCGACGUUCCAGUUUGACGACGCGGGAUACCCCGUCGGCGGGACGAGGGUGCCGACGCCGUACUUCCCGAGCUCGAGUAGUCUGCUGCUAGCCGUGGCCAUGAUGGCUGGUGGUUGGGAUGGUGAGGAGGGACCUCACUUCCCUAGCGAGUGGGAUGUCCUAGUUGAGGGCUUCGUUCCUGGGUUAUAA